This is a messenger RNA of Vigna unguiculata (cowpea), 1498 nucleotides long. Its product is annotated as non-specific lipid transfer protein GPI-anchored 14-like. NCBI's taxonomy places the organism in Eukaryota, Viridiplantae, Streptophyta, Magnoliopsida, Fabales, Fabaceae. The record is from RefSeq and is a predicted model, not a curated record.
GAUUUUCAACUUCAAAUGUAGAAUUUUUGUGUUUAUUCAGAAGAAAUUAUUGUAAAUUUACUCAACCUUUUAACUUUUGUAUGCAAUUUCUUGGGAGAUUUGGUUUCUCCCACUUCAGCCUCCUAAGUUGGUGAAAGAAUAAUAAAAGAAGGCUUCACCAGAUUUUCACUUAAUCACUUUGGAGUGUAUGCAGAGCAUGAAAUUGCAAUUUGACCGCUUUUUCUUUUUCCAAUUUUCUGCUUCAGCACUUUUCAAAGGUACAUUCGCCCUCCUUAUUUAAAUUCCUUGAACAUACAAUGGGUUGCACAAGACGUGUUUGUUGGUAUUCAACAGUGAAGCUGGUAUUAGUCUAGCGUUUCCUGUGGCUUGCUUUGGAUAUUCUUUAUCUUUAUUUCUGUGUGCUAUCUGAUUUCAUAUGAAUUGAUAUGGGGAAAAUGAUAUGGGAAAAAGUAAAUGGGAACCUUAUUUCACAAAUGGUUUAGUUUUUUUUUUUUUUUGACGAUAAAAGAAACAAUGAGAAUUAUGGAAGGCCUAUAGACAAAAAUGGGUUCACAUGUGUGAUAGAGAUGUAGACCCCACAUGCACAGGCCAGAGCACCAUGUCUCGUAAAAUAAAGUGGUAAAGUCAUACAUACACAAGUCACAAGCGAAGCAAAUAACAUAGCAUAGCAUUGUAUGAGAUCAAAUUCUCUUAAUUGGAAUGGUUUCGAAAAGUAAAAGGGUGAGGGAUGCAACACUCUUCUCCUUCAUCUUGGUUUUACUGUUAGUUGGGUUUGGUAACUCAGAUUUAAGCAAAGACAGAGAAGAGUGUGCAGAGAAACUCAUGGGGCUGGCUAGUUGUGUUCCUUACGUUGGUGGUGAGGCGAAAACCCCAACCAUAGACUGCUGCAGUGGCCUGAAAGUGGUCCUGGAGAAGAGCAAGAAGUGCAUCUGCAUCCUCAUCAAAGAUCGUGAUGACCCCAAUCUUGGCAUCAAAAUCAAUGCCACUCUCGCCAUUCAACUACCCUCUGCUUGCCACGCACCUGCUAAUAUAUCUCACUGUGUAGAUCUUCUGCAUUUAGCACCUAACUCUCCUGAUGCUAAGGUGUUUGAGGGAUUGCAAAAAUCUGCCAAAACAAACGGUUCCACCCCAGUUUCCAGUGGAUCAAGCUCAAGUGCUGAGGAAAACAGUGGUGUGUCUACAAAGAGGUGGCCGGUGCCACACCUGCUUUCCUCGAUCUUACCACUUCUCUUCCUUCUUGUUUGAAGUGAAGCAACAUCAGCACUCCCCUACUACUACUACUACUACUGCUGCUGCUACUUCCUUCACGCCUCUGUUUCUCAUCACUCUAUAUUUUUCUGUGCAAAUCUGAAAUAAAAUCAUUCUAUAUCCAUCUAUUAAUACCAGUUACUUUGGGUAGUAGUAAUCAUCAAUCCUUCAUGUUCUUUCUCAUUCUCUCUAUCUAUCAAGAAAAGGAGGGACCACUUUCAAUAUACUUAGUCGUGACUUCAAGCAUCAA